Molecule: messenger RNA, 5403 nt
Organism: Rhincodon typus (whale shark)
Lineage: Eukaryota; Metazoa; Chordata; Chondrichthyes; Orectolobiformes; Rhincodontidae
Product: palmitoyltransferase ZDHHC14
Exons: 8
Coding region: 798-1868 (356 amino acids)
Biological process (GO): protein targeting to membrane; peptidyl-L-cysteine S-palmitoylation
Cellular component (GO): Golgi apparatus; endoplasmic reticulum
Molecular function (GO): protein-cysteine S-palmitoyltransferase activity
Source: RefSeq, a predicted model, not a curated record
CGUGCUGAAAAUCCACACUAGGGAUGCAGCGACUAACUGGACGUCAAAAACGUCAGCCUCUCUGCUCCUAUGAUGCUGCUUGGCCUGCUGUGUUCAUCCAGCCCUGCACCUUGUUGUCCCGGCUUAGGGUCGGCCGUUUUCUUUUUUAAAAUCAGUUAACGUCCUAAUUGAGGGUGCAUUUAAGUUGCAAGGCGGCAACAACGCCGAUGGGUGAGCAAAACCGAGAAGCAAUUCGUCAGUCAGCACACGCAUUGACUCUGGAUUGUGAAACGUCUGUGCUAAAGCAACCCGAGUAUUUAUAAACAUCUUGGAAAGUGGUCCUAUCCCCAGGGAAUCAGGUGUGAGGGCUUCCUCAGAUUUUCGCUUAAAAUUCGCAAAAACAGUCUAGAAUGAGCCUGAGUAUGUAGGGCACGAAAUCGCAUAUUGGUAAACAUUUAAUCGAUUUCAUUGUGGGACUUAAUAACUGCUCUGUAAUAAUUUUAAAGAAAAUCAGGUCGAUUUAAAGUGGGACUUGCAUCAGAUGCGUUAGAAAUUGGCAGACCAUUCGAUUCUGUUUACGUCAGUUGGAUAUUUUAGGGGAAAAAAAGGCUGUUUUUAUUUAUUUAAUUAAUCCUUUGAGGAUUCGAAAUGUAAUUGGAAUAAAAAAUACAAACGUAAUAUUGGUGUGCAUUGAGAAUAUGCGAGUCGAUGCAGACGGCGAGGAAAUUCACGGAUGGGGUAUUAUCGUGUUCCCAAGGUCCACUGAUUUUAAAUAGUUAUCUUUCUUUUGGAACUGAGAUAUAACAAUCCAAGCUUUGAUGCCGCCCCCAUUGAAACAGUGCGAAUACAGUCAGAUUACGACGCAGAGCUCGUCUCCCAUGGAGUCUCCUAAAAAGAAGAAAAUUCCGCGGAAGAAAUGGGAGAUUUUCCCAGGAAGAAAUAAAUUUCAUUGCGAUGGCAGGAUCAUGAUGGCCAGGCAAACUGGGGUCUUCUAUCUGACACUUGUCUUGAUUGUGGUCACCAGUGGACUUUUCUUUGUAUUCGACUGUCCAUUCCUAGCAGUUACCAUCACACCUGUGAUACCAGCGAUUGCAGGAGUUUUGUUCUUUUUUGUGAUGGGGACGUUGCUCCGUACAAGCUUCAGUGAUCCAGGAGUUCUACCUCGGGCUACGCAAGAUGAAGCAGCCGACCUGGAAAGACAGAUAGAUAUCGCCAAUGGUUCAGGUUCAGGAGGAGGUUAUCGACCUCCCCCCAGAACAAAAGAGGUGAUAAUUAAUGGGCAGACAGUCAAGUUAAAGUACUGUUUUACCUGUAAAAUCUUCCGGCCACCACGUGCCUCCCACUGUAGCCUUUGUGAUAAUUGUGUAGAGCGAUUUGAUCACCACUGUCCCUGGGUAGGCAACUGUGUGGGAAAAAGGAACUACAGAUUUUUUUACAUGUUUAUUUUGUCACUGUCAUUUCUGACAGUCUUCAUCUUCGCUUUCGUCAUCACACAUGUCAUUCUCCGUUCUCAGAAGACAGGAUUUCUAAAUGCACUAAAAGACAGUCCUGCAAGCGUGCUGGAAGCAGUUGUUUGUUUCUUCUCUGUUUGGUCAAUUCUUGGCCUGUCAGGAUUUCACACCUACCUAAUCAGCUCAAAUCAGACUACAAAUGAAGAUAUUAAAGGAUCCUGGUCAAACAAAAGAAGCAAAGACAAUUACAAUCCAUAUAGCUAUGGAAAUAUCUUCACAAAUUGUUGUGCAGCUCUAUGUGGGCCAUUGCCACCGAGUUUAAUUGAUCGAAGAGGAGCGAUCCAGUCAGAUACACCACAGUCAGUUGCGCCACCAAAUGGAAUCACCACAUAUGGGGCCACACAAUCUCAGAGCAACAUGGUAGGAUCCAUGCCAUAGUGUUGCUCACUGAGAUCCUGUCAUUGUUUAUUUCCGCCAUCCUUUUCCAUCUGUUUCAGUAGUACAUUUCACCAAUCCUAGAAAAAACAAGUUUAGUAAGAACAGCCGUCCCAAGCCACUGUGACUAAAGAGGUGUCCUGCACACGAGAAGAGCCUUAUUGCUUCACAGAAAUGUCAGUUUGACUAAAAAAUACUGAAGAAUGGAGGAUGUGAAUGUCAUGGAGUCUUUCUAGUCACUCAGAGAAUGAAGAAAUGUGACCAGAUGCCAAUCAGUCCAGGCAUAAAAAGUAUUGAAUUUUUUCCAGCAUUUAGUUUUAGUACAGUUUGAGGUCAGUUUCAGCUGUGUAAAACUGUUUUGUACAUUUAGGAAAAAAGGAUGGCCUGCAUCUGAGCCUAAAUACAAUAUGAGAGAGAGAGAAUAUGAAAUGCAACUUGCAUCUUGAAGAAGGGUCAGAGCUAUAUUUUAGACAGAUCCAUAGGCUGCCACUUUUGCACCUGGAUACAUUUUAGUAGUUGAACUUAAUUGUUUUGAGUCUCCAUAGUUUAUGUUUGGCUUUAAAUUACAUCGAAUUUACAUUAUAUAGCAACACAGAAGCAAACCAUUUAGCCUCACUGGUUUGUGUUGGUGUUUACAUUCCAAGAAAAACCUUCUGUCCUCCUGAUUCACCCAACACUGUGUGCAAAUCCUUCUAUUUCUUUCUACUGCGCAUACUCAUCUAACUUCCCCUUUCAGCCACCUAUGUGAUUCAUGUCAACUGCUCGAAGGGGAAGUAAUUUCUGCACUGCAACGGCCAUUUACUGGAUGAAAAUUUUUGUUUUUAUCGAGAUUACUACUGGAUUUAUUAAUGAUCUUUUAGGUAUUGCUCCACGUUUUGAGCAUUCCCAUUAAUGGAGAAAUAUCAUCUUUACCUCAAAACUGUAAAACCCGUCAUAAUUUCAAAGAUUUCUUUUGAGUCAUUCAUUAGUGUUCUCCUUACUUCAGUUAACAGCUUCAGCCUGUGUAUUUUAGCUCCUAAUUAUUAUAAUGUCUCAAUUCUAGUGUUAGCAUUGUAAAUUUUUCGUCUCUGUUUCACUGCCUGUAUAUCUUUCUUAAUACAGAGACCAGAAAUGCAUAAAUUAUUCCAAAUACAGUCUAACCAAGGCCCUGUAGAAGUUUAAUAUAACUGAUUUUCAGUUCCAUCCAUCCCUCUAGAAAUUAAUCCUAGUGCUUUAUUAGCAUUUUUUAUGACUGAACUUGUUUUGAUACAUUUAAUGAUUUGUCAUUAUGUACUUUAAUUCUUUUGCUGCACCUCUACACAAUUUAAGUUUGUAUUUUUUCAAAGUAAAUCGCCUCUUUAUUCUUGCUAUUAAAAUGUAGCACCUCACAUUUUUCAUAUUGAAACCAAUUUGCCAUUUAUUGCUAAUCUGAGUCUAUUCAUGUCGCCUUGUAUUUUGUUGAAAUUUUCUGCACUAUUAUCUAUGCCUCAGUUUGGUGCCAUCACAAAUUUUGAAAGUGCACUUCUGACUCUAAACCAUUUACAUACUGUUUAACACCUUCCACUGGUGUGCUUAAUUACCUUUGACCCCUACGCUGUUCUGCCUUUUAGCUUGCUCUCCAUCUGCUAUUUAUCCCCUGACUCCAUGUGUGCUGAAUGUAAUAAUGAGUUUAUUAUGAAAUAAAUAUGUCAUCAAAGAGCUUUUUGGAAAUUCAAGUGUACUGCCAUAACCCUUGCAUAUUGAUUCUGUUACUUCAAGUAAAUCAAUAAGAUUGGUCAACUAGCAUGACCUUUCCUUUUGAUCUCCAAGUUGAAAAUUCUUUUUAGAUUUUAGCUUGUACAUGUUUUUAUUAUCGUAGAAAGGCACAGUACAGAAUGAGGCCGUUUGACCAUUCGUGGGUGUUUGGAAAAAUGGUGCAAUUAGUCCCACUCCCCUGUUUUUCGUCACUAGCCUGCAAGUACUUCUUGUUUCAAGUAUGAAUUCCCUUUUGACAGUUGCAUUGAAUCUUUUUCCAUCAUUUUUGAAGACAGCAUGUUCUAGACUUUAAAAACUUGCUGUAAUAAAAUAUCCCAUCUGGUUCUUUACCAAUCAUUUCUGUCAGAUGUAUUAUGACAACAUUCAUCAUUUUUUGCUUUUCUAAUUAACACUCUCCCAUCUAUCUGCCCCGCCAAACUGCCUCCACCCUAAAAGAGAACAGCCCUGUCUUCUCAAGUUUCCCUUGUAACUCUCCAUGUUCUUCCUAAUAUGCCAUGCACAGAACUGGACAUUUUACACCAGUUGAGGGACUUAACAGUUGAUUUAUGCAAGUUUACAUUUUCUUUUUAAUUGCACAUCCAGUUAAUUUAGAAAAACUUCAAGCCACAGGAAGUAUUAUAAAUUACUCUUAAUCUUAAAUCUUUUAAAUCUGGGUACUGAAUUAUUAGAAGACUUUGUUAGUUAGCACAAUAAUUUUGGAUAUUUGAUUUAUGUUCUCACCAUGUCUGCCCCAUUCGAAUGAAAAUUUUCACCUACCUUAUAUUUCAGGGAUCAAAGACCUUUCAAUAUGAUUGCAAAUUUCUUUACAAAUUAAGGCUUUGUAUGAAUUCCAUUUCUUCUACAUGAGCAGGUCUUUCACAAACGGUCUGCAAAAUUACAUUGCUGCAUUCUUGUUUUUCUACAACUAAUGAUGUUUAGAACAGUGUUGUUUUAUUUCACUUGACAUGGUUAUUGUCUGUCUUGCAGCAUUCUAUACAAGGCUAUCGCUGAACUCUAAUAUAAAUCUAUGUAAGACAUUUUCAUUUAAAAGGCAAACUUAAUCCAGUUCAGUUAUCAGGCAGCUAUGGAACACUUUUGGAGAAUUAUCAGUGUCUGGGUAGCAGAAGGAAUAUUUAGAGGGUAGAGUCCAAUUUCAACUUGAUCAGUAUUUGAGCACUUUUCAUGCUGUCAGAAAAUCUUAAGUCAUUCGUUACAUGGGACUCUUUAGUCUCUGAGAUGGGAAUAUCUCUCAGCAGGGAAUCUAUGUUUAGACCAAAAAUCCUUUUGGCUAAUUUGAAACAGCAUUACCUAUAGGGAAAUUACCAAGAAAGAUUGUCUAUCCUACGAACUAAAGGAAAACUGAUCAGAGGAAAGUAGAGGUGCAGUUUAUUUACUAUAUGUAUAUAUUUUUGAUACAGAAUAAAUUGUGAAUAUACUAGGAAGGUAGAAAAAUAGAGAAGCUAGUUGUGCAGUGUCAUGUUAACAUGUAAAAGAGAAAUAUGUGUUUUGAGUUUUGCAUUUUGCAGUGGCUUUAAUGACCUCAGCAUAUCCUAAAGUGCUUUGCAAUCAAUGAAAUACUUUUGAUCUAUUUUCACUAUUGUAAUGAUGGAAACGUGGCUGUUAAUCUGUGCACAAAAUGUUCCUACAAACAGCAAUGUGCCGAGAACCAGAUAAUCUGUUUUAGUGGCGAUGAUUGUAAUGAAAAACACCUCACAAGUUUUUGUUGGGUACUUUUUAAAAAAACAAGUUUAAACUGUAUUCAUUGCUGCAUGUGGUAAUUUUUAUUUUGCUGUGAAAAUAGCUUAAAACCAAAUUGUCACUUGAA